CCGCCGCGGGCCUCUGGCGCUCUUUUUUUUUUUUUCCCCCUCCGCUGCUACCGGGCUUCGUGCUCCAGCCGAGACGCCAUGGGUUUCGGAGACCUGAAAACCCCCGCCGGCCUCCAGGUGCUCAACGAUUACCUGGCGGACAAGAGCUACAUCGAGGGGUAUGUGCCGUCCCAAGCCGAUGUGGCAGUGUUUGAAGCCGUCUCUGGGCCACCGCCCGCCGACCUGUGUCAUGCCCUGCGCUGGUAUAAUCACAUCAAGUCUUACGAGAAAGAGAAAGCCAGCCUGCCAGGAGUGAAGAAAUCCUUGGGCAAGUACGGCCCUGCCAGUGUGGAAGACACCACAGGAAGCGGGGCUGCGGAUGCUAAGGAUGAUGACGACAUUGACCUCUUCGGGUCUGAUGAUGAGGAGGAAAGCGAAGAAGCAAAGAGGCUCCGAGAAGAGCGCCUUGCACAGUAUGAAUCAAAGAAAGCCAAAAAGCCCGCGGUUGUUGCCAAGUCUUCCAUCUUGUUAGAUGUGAAGCCUUGGGACGAUGAGACAGACAUGGCUAAAUUGGAGGAGUGUGUCAGAAGCAUUCAAGCAGAUGGCUUGGUUUGGGGCUCUUCCAAAUUGGUCCCCGUGGGAUAUGGAAUCAAAAAGCUUCAAAUACAGUGUGUAGUUGAAGAUGAUAAAGUUGGCACAGAUAUGCUGGAGGAGCAGAUCACUGCUUUUGAGGACUACGUGCAGUCCAUGGAUGUGGCUGCUUUUAACAAAAUCUAAAAUCAUCCUCAAGUCAGUGCACUUGAAUAAAAGCUUGAAAAUAA
This is a messenger RNA of Peromyscus maniculatus bairdii (prairie deer mouse), 800 nucleotides long. RefSeq names its product eukaryotic translation elongation factor 1 beta 2 (gene Eef1b2). Gene Ontology annotation, cellular component: eukaryotic translation elongation factor 1 complex; cytosol. Lineage: Eukaryota; Metazoa; Chordata; Mammalia; Rodentia; Cricetidae. Gene Ontology annotation, biological process: translational elongation. The record is from RefSeq and is a predicted model, not a curated record. Gene Ontology annotation, molecular function: guanyl-nucleotide exchange factor activity; translation elongation factor activity.